AGUAGUUACAUUGUAACCCUUUUAAACGCUUAAAGCCUUAAACGCGAUUAAAUUAAAUAAAAACACCUUUCCAGAUCCAAUCCAAUAUCGCUGCCAACAAAGCUUCAUAGCUCACGGUCUCAACCCCCCUCUACUUACUUUUUCUCCUAUGAAUAUACAAUUCUCGCUUUUAUAGUGCUCACCAUAUAACCCAAACACUUAGCGACGAAUUCAAAAAAGAACCUCACCAAAACUAUAACACAAAAAAUGCAGCAAGUCCCGAACUACGGCCACUCCCCGCCGCUUCAUCACCCCGUACCUCAACAUGUCUCUACCGUCCCACAACUACGAUCCCCUCCACCGCUUACCUCGUCCCAACCUCAACAACAAGGCGCGUAUGGAAAUCCAUACCAGCAAGGGACGCCCGCGGGUGGUUCCAACGUUUUCGGCGCUUAUGGGAACUUCAUGAAUGAUCCUAUGGCUGCCCAGUUCGUAGGACAAGUUGGUCAGAAUGCUUUUAAACAUGUUGAACAGAACAUGAACCGAUGGGUUAACUUCUCGGCACUCAAACACUACUUCAACGUUUCCAACAAAUACGUCAUCAACAAGCUCUUCUUAGUUCUCUUCCCUUGGCGACACAAGCCUUGGUCGCGAAGGCAGAGUGUGGGCCCUAACGGACAGGAGGGAUGGUACUUGCCGCCCCGCGAUGAUAUUAACAGCCCCGACAUGUAUAUUCCAGUCAUGGCCCUCGUUACGUAUAUUCUCCUAUCGACGCUCUUGGCAGGUUUGCGGGGACAGUUCCAGCCGGAGCUGCUAGGAUACACAGCUUCCACUGCUGGUGUCGUCGUCAUACUCGAAAUAUUGCUCUUGAAAUUAGGUUGCUAUUUCUUGAGCAUAUCAAACGAGUCACAACUUCUCGAUCUAGUAGCCUACUCGGGAUAUAAAUUUGUUGGUAUCAUUGUUACAGUGGCCAUCGCCGAGCUCAUGAAUGGUGGAAAGGGGACUGGCGGUUGGAUUGGAUGGACUGUCUUCUUAUAUACCUUCCUGGCCAACUCCCUAUUUUUGAUGCGAUCAUUAAGAUAUGUCCUGCUACCGGAAAGUUCCGGAGCAGAUGCACGGGGCCCGAUGCAGACAGAUACGAGGACGAAACGGAAUCAGCGAACGCAAUUCUUAUUCACUUACUCGUACCUCAUACAGCUUCUGUUCAUGUGGAUUCUGAGUAGAGGCUAGGUGAACUCCACGAACUCUUACAACUUCUAGGGUUUAAAUGUACGAGAGCCAUAUUCCUUCCAAGGAAGAUAUUUUCAAAUAAAAAAAAAGAAAAGAGUAAGAAGAAAAAAGAAAAAGGGACGGAGGCAAUUAUAGCUUUUGAUUUGGCCAACCUCUGGGUUGAAGCUUCUUACUUAGCUAUGAUUG
This is a messenger RNA of Hypoxylon fragiforme, 1395 nucleotides long. RefSeq names its product YIF1-domain-containing protein. Lineage: Eukaryota; Fungi; Ascomycota; Sordariomycetes; Xylariales; Hypoxylaceae. The transcript is spliced from 3 exons. Gene Ontology annotation, cellular component: Golgi membrane; endoplasmic reticulum membrane; COPII-coated ER to Golgi transport vesicle. The coding region runs from base 247 to 1209 and encodes 320 amino acids. The record is from RefSeq and is a predicted model, not a curated record. Gene Ontology annotation, biological process: endoplasmic reticulum to Golgi vesicle-mediated transport.